Messenger RNA from Trachymyrmex cornetzi, 630 nucleotides. RefSeq lists its product as uncharacterized. NCBI's taxonomy places the organism in Eukaryota, Metazoa, Arthropoda, Insecta, Hymenoptera, Formicidae. The record is from RefSeq and is a predicted model, not a curated record. The transcript is spliced from 2 exons. The coding region runs from base 1 to 630 and encodes 209 amino acids.
AUGGUGCUGGAAUCUACUUAUUUUGCUUUCGACAAUCAAUUUUACAAACAGACAUUUGGAACUCCGAUGGGUUCACCGUUGUCUCCUAUUGUAGCCAAUUUGGUUAUGGCGGAAUUGGAGAGUCGUGUGUUGGGGGAAAUUCACUUUCGGGUGCCAUUUUACUAUAGAUAUGUUGAUGACGUUGUACUUUGUAUUCCUAACGAAGAAGUGGAUACUAUUCUUGAGAAAUUUAAUGCAUUCCAUCCUAGAUUACAAUUCACUUUGGAAGUGGGAGGCAACUCGAUAAAUUUUUUGGAUACGACCAUCAUACUAAGGAAUGGGAUCAAUUGUUGCGACUACGAUGCUUCUUAUGUCGGCCAGACGGGUAGAAAACUAAAAACUAGGAUCUCGGAGCAUAAGAAGCAUAUUAACAGCACAACGUCGUCAAAAUCGGUUAUUACAGACCAUAGGUUGCAGUGCGAACAUGAUUUCGAUUGGGAGAACAUUGAGGUUCUGGAUACUGAGGGAUUCUAUAAUAAGCGUCUAGUGUCAGAAAUGAUACAUAUAAAAAGACAAAAAAAUGGGCUAAAUUUGCAAAACGAUACCGUAGCUUUAAAUCAGGUUUACAUGGAAUUAAUUGACAAACUAUAA